AUGUCUACAUACGACGAUAUUGAAAUAGAAGAUAUGACUUUCCUUCCGGAGACUCAAAUGUUCACUUACCCAUGUCCCUGCGGUGACAGGUUUGAAAUCUUACUGGAGGAUAUGUUCGAUGGAGAAAACAUAGCAGUGUGUCCAAGCUGUUCUUUAAUGAUAGAGGUCAUCUUCGAACCUGAAGACCUGGCUGAAUUCUACGAGAAAGCAGGUCUACCAGCUCCUACGCCGAUCGCCGCAUAA
Messenger RNA from Kazachstania africana CBS 2517, 243 nucleotides. RefSeq names its product Kti11p (gene KTI11). The record is from RefSeq and is a predicted model, not a curated record. Gene Ontology annotation, molecular function: metal ion binding. Gene Ontology annotation, biological process: protein histidyl modification to diphthamide. Bases 1 to 243 code for a protein of 80 amino acids. Lineage: Eukaryota; Fungi; Ascomycota; Saccharomycetes; Saccharomycetales; Saccharomycetaceae. The transcript has a single exon.